Messenger RNA from Symbiodinium natans, 3264 nucleotides. NCBI's taxonomy places the organism in Eukaryota, Dinophyceae, Suessiales, Symbiodiniaceae. The record is from the annotation of a GenBank genome assembly.
AUGAUGAAGGACUUGCUGGGUUUGCCUGCCCACAAUGAAAAGGCUGGAAUCUGCUUCAAAUGCCCCGCCAAGCCAGAAGACGUUGGCCAGGUGCACUCCACUGCCAGCUGGAGACAAGCAUUUUUUUCACAAUGGUCAUUUAUGGAGCGAUUUUUUCGGGAGGCUCGGCCAAUUUCUCCCGUUUGGGCCUUUCCAGGCUUCACUUUGUCUGCGGUGAGGCUUGAUUGGCUGCACAUAGUCGACUUGGGCAUAGCCGCCGAUACUUGUGGGAACAUUCUGUGGCAACUCCAGGAAAAGAUGGAAGGAGACAACAUCAAAGACAGGCUGGCCACAUUGUUUUUGCUCAUUCGUGCUGCCUAUAAAAGGCAUGGUGUCGACCAGGAUACGCUAGCGACUUUGACCCAGACCAUGAUUCGAAAAGAUGCUUCUAGCCCCCCAAAGCUGAAGGCUAAAGGAGCUGAGGUUCGAAGACUUGUCCCCAUUUUGGCAGAGCUGUGUCAUCAACAUCUGGACAGCAGUGUUCCGGUCGAGGAGGCCACCAUAGCUGUAAUCCACUGGCUCCUGGAGGCUUACAAUGCACUGAACAUUGAGCCCUACAUGCCUUAUUUGCUGGAGGAUGCUGCUAAGAAGUUUGCCCUGCAGUAUGUUGCCUUGAAAGAUUUUCUUGCAGAUGGCAUCCAUUGGCGGCCCAAGCCGAAGCUUCACGUGUUCAUGCAUUUGGCUGCUUCAGACACCAAUCCUAAGGAACUUUGGUGUUACAGAGAUGAGGACUUUGGAGGGGCAGCUGCAGCUAUGGUUCGGGCAAAGGGUGGCUGGAACACCCCCAAGAGCUCUUCGGAGCAGGUCUUGGACAAGUUUCGAGCAAAGAACUCUCUGCCCGCCCGACAGGUCUUCCUCAUUCACGUUGCGCCUCCCUGCGGCACAGCCUCGCGGGCACGCGAAAUCCCGAUCAAAGGGCAGCCAUCCCCGCCCGUCCUUCGCAGCGAGGCCUUCCCUGCGGGGCUGCCCGGCCUAUCUCCCUCAUGGCAGGCCAAGGUCGAUUCUGCUAACUCGAUAUAUCGCCGGGCUGCGCGCUUCUGUGCUUGGCUGCUUGAGGAGGCGCCCCAUACUCACUUCUGCGUGGAGAACCCUGCUCGCUCCUACAUGUGGUUGCUGCCUGAGUUCCGGGACUUGCGUCCUCGUUGUUCUGUUGUGCCUUAUGACGCAUGCAUGCACGGGGGCGCGCGCGCUAAGCAUCAGGAGCUGUGGACCUCUCUGCCCGAGUUGUCCGCCCUUGCCCGCCAGUGUUUUGCACUCGGUAUGCUUCCGUCAAAUGAGUCGGCCCGAACGGCCACACACAAGCAACCGCGCACUUCUAAGGCUGUUGUCUUGAUCGAUGAGUACCCUUACCAGGUCACUGUCCCCCUCCCGUCCGGCCAGUUGCCUGCGCUCGAUGACAAAAACUGUUUGUGUGCUGCUUUGGGCCCCGUGCCUGUCGGUUCUAAGGUCCUCCGGGUUAAUUUUGAAGGGGGGGUGGUUUUCCCGAAGCGCCCUCGACCCGACAGAAAGCUGGCAGAUCAGGUCUUGCUGGCUGGCCACUCUGCUGUGGCCUCAAUCACUUGUGGUGUGUACAGGGACCCCUUGCAGUUUGCCAAGCUUUCCCUUACCCUAACACACCCCUUUGACGUAGCCACAGCCCUACCUGACCAGGCCUUGACCGUUCUCGCCAGGGUGCUCCUCGAUGGUCCUUUGACUGUUGUUAGACGCAGGUUGGACCUCUACCUCACCUGGAGGAAGUGGGCUCAGGAGUUGGAGGGGCGCGAGGAACAACUGCACGCGUCCCUCCACCCUUCCGUGGCAAGUGUGGUAAGAGGUAAGAAGCUCCUCCUCCUUGAUAGGAUUGCCAAAUCCUUGGAUUGGCCCGAUGAGCACUUGCACCAUGACCUCACGGGGAGGAAAAGCCAAGCGGCUGAGGUCCUGAAGCCACUCUUGUGGGAUAAGAUAGCCCAAAGCCCGGCAAAUCCUCAUGAGCAAGAUCUUUUCGACAUCACGCAUGCUGAGUUUUCGGAAAAGGGGUGGCUGGACCCAGCUCGGUCCUGGGACGAACUCGAAGACUACUUCAAGGGCUCAUGGGUCCCUGCCCGUCGAUUUGCAGUGGAGCAAAGAGGGAAACUAAGGCCCAUCGAUGACUUGGCCGAAAAUGGGGUCAACAGUGCCUUCGCUCCUUGCGACAAGCUCACGCUCCGGGCCAUCGACGAGGUUGUUUGGACUGCAGCCUUCAUCAUGCGCGCCUUGAUUUGCAGAGGCUCUGUGCAUGUGCCACUCUCCACGGGAGAAGUGAUCUCUGGUCCACUUCACCCGUUCUGGGCUUCCAACACCUCUCGGGCACGCCCGCUUGUGAAAACGGUGGAUCUUAAGUCCGCCUACAAGCAGCUUCCCCUUCACCCGUCGGAUCACCGCCUGUGUGUCGUGAGCUUGCGUAGGCCUUCUGAUUCGCGAGUGGUGGGGUAUGUUUCAAAGGUGUUGCCAUUCGGCGCGUCCGCCAGCGUCACGGCCUUCAACAGGGUGGCCCGUCUUCUUCAGAGAAUUCUGCAGGAAGCUUGGGUCAUGACAAGCAACUACUUCGAUGACUAUCCCAUACUGGAGUUGUCUGCACUUGCCGGGAGUUGUGAUAAGACCGUGCAUAACAUCCUGUCCCUUCUCGGCUUUACUCGUGCUGCUGACAAGGAGGAAGACUUCGCUCCUGCUGCGAACCUCUUGGGUGUCACCCUAGACCUGUCUGACCCCACCCUUAAGCAUGUCAGAGUUGCAAAUCGCGAGGACAAGUGCACCGAGAUGUCGGCCUCCAUUGACCAAGUGCUUGACAAGGGUUUUCUUAAGGCCUCCGAGGUCGCAUCUUUGUUCGGACGCAUUCAGUUCAUGGAGGGCCAGCUGUUGGGGAGGUUGGGGCGUUUAGCCCUUAUGGAGCUUAGGUCCCUGUGCUCCUCAAAUGGGGAGUUGCGUCUUGGCAAGUUCGAGUGCGAUGCUUUUCGAAAUCUUAAGCAGCGCUUGGUUUCGGGCCCUCCUCGGGCCAUCCCCACGGCGAUACCGAGAGGGUGUGCUUGCGUCUUUACCGAUGGGGCAUGCGAGUUUGAGGACGGCCUUCCUGUCUGCACCAUAGGGGGCAUCCUCUACCACAAUCAGGAGGGAAGUUGGAACACUCGCUUCUUCGCGUGCAGGAUGCCCGCCACUCUUGUUCAAAAGUGGAGCAAUGCCGGCAAGCGCCAUUUUGAUUGGACCCGUUGA